Molecule: messenger RNA, 2519 nt
Organism: Sorghum bicolor (sorghum)
Lineage: Eukaryota; Viridiplantae; Streptophyta; Magnoliopsida; Poales; Poaceae
Product: amino acid permease 3
Exons: 5
Coding region: 626-2083 (485 amino acids)
Cellular component (GO): plasma membrane
Source: RefSeq, a predicted model, not a curated record
GGUGCUUGAACGUGCACCGCUGUUGCAAUCUUAUCCUAUAUCUCUUGCAUUGGUGUGAACAAUGCGGUCUUCUUGCAAGGUCUUGUUCUGUGUCAGUCAGUGGACACUGUCCCCACCACUCCGCGUGAGAGACGACAGAUCUCUGAUCGGGAUGGUGCAUCCAAGCAAGUUGUUAUAUACCGUAGAUAGCCAGCAAAAAUACCCAGCAGUACAACAGUAUAACACUAUUUCCCAUAUACAUCAAGUUCACCCCCAAAGAUAGCCGGCAGGAACAGGAUGCCCCCGGAAGCUGAAAAAAAAGCAUGGUUGCGUGCAACUGUGCAAGUGCAAGAUACCCUGGCCGUGGUCACCCACACAAGGACACGGUCGCCGCACCUUCCAGGCAACAACAGGCUAUAAAAUUGCCGCAAUCACCCACAACUCACUUCAACCAGCUAGCCAACCACGAGCCAGUGGAGUGGAAGGCUACAGCCUAUAGAGCUCAGUGAGUGCAGUCGUCGUCGCCCAGCCGCCUCUGACUCUGAAAUUCCACGCCGAGUCGUCUUCCUGCGCGCUUCGAUCGUUUCUACGUCUAAUUCCGUGUGUUUCAGCACGUUCCAGCAGCUUGAUCGUCUUGUCGAUCGAGAUGGGGGAGCACUGCUACCCGGCGACCAUGGAGGAGAGCUCCAUAGAGCUUGGUCACACGGCGGCCUCUAAGUGCUAUGACGACGACGGUCGCCUCAAGCGCACCGGCACGAUGUGGACGGCGAGCGCGCACAUUAUCACCGCCGUGAUAGGUUCCGGCGUGCUGUCGCUGGCGUGGGCCAUCGCGCAGCUCGGCUGGGUGGCCGGCCCCGCCGUCAUGCUGCUCUUCUCCUUCGUCACCUACUACACGUCGGCGCUGCUCGCCGACUGCUACCGCUCCGGCGACCCCUGCACCGGCAAGCGCAACUACACCUACAUGGACGCGGUUAACGCCAACCUCAGUGGCAUCAAGGUCCAGCUCUGCGGGUUCCUGCAGUACGCGAACAUCGUCGGAGUCGCCAUCGGCUACACCAUUGCCGCCUCCAUUAGCAUGCUGGCGAUCAAGAGGGCCAACUGCUUCCACGUGGAGGGACACGGGGACCCGUGCAACAUCUCCAGCACGCCGUACAUGAUCAUCUUCGGCGUGGCCGAGAUCUUCUUCUCGCAGAUCCCAGACUUCGACCAGAUCUCCUGGCUGUCGAUCCUCGCUGCCGUCAUGUCCUUCACCUACUCCACCAUCGGCCUGGGCCUGGGCAUCGUCCAGGUGGUGGCCAACAAGGGCGUCCAGGGCAGCCUGACGGGGAUCAGCGUCGGCGCGGUCACCCCGCUCGACAAGGUGUGGCGGAGCCUGCAGGCGUUCGGCGACAUCGCCUUCGCCUACUCCUACUCGCUCAUCCUCAUCGAGAUCCAGGACACGAUCCGGGCGCCGCCGCCGUCCGAGUCCAAGGUCAUGCGGCGCGCCACCAUCGUCAGCGUCGCCGUCACCACGCUCUUCUACAUGCUGUGCGGGUGCAUGGGCUACGCCGCCUUCGGCGACAACGCGCCGGGGAACCUCCUCACGGGCUUCGGAUUCUACGAGCCCUUCUGGCUCCUCGACGUCGCCAACGCCGCCAUCGUCGUCCACCUCGUCGGCGCCUACCAGGUCUACUGCCAGCCGCUGUUCGCCUUCGUCGAGAAGUGGGCGCAGCAGAGGUGGCCCAAGUCGAGCUACAUCACCGGCGAGGUCGACGUCCCGCUCUCCCUCGCCGGGGCCGCCGGCCGGUGCUACAAGCUCAACCUGUUCAGGCUCACGUGGCGGACGGCGUUCGUGGUGGCCACGACGGUGGUGUCCAUGCUGCUGCCAUUCUUCAACGACGUGGUUGGGCUCCUGGGCGCGCUGGGAUUCUGGCCGCUCACCGUCUACUUCCCCGUGGAGAUGUACAUCGUGCAGAAGAAGGUGCCCAGGUGGAGCACGCUGUGGGUGUGCCUGCAGCUGCUCAGCCUCGGCUGCCUCAUCAUCACCGUCGCCUCCGCCGCGGGCUCCGUCGCCGGAAUCAUCUCUGACCUCAAAGUGUACAAACCCUUCGUCACCACCUACUGAAGUGUACUGAUGACUGAUCGAUCGUCGUUCGGUGCAGACAAAACACAUACUGAAGUAUGCAUGCACAGAUGACUAAUUAAUUGGCGCCUAGUAUGUGCAGUCUUUAAUUAAACUAGGCAUUAAUUAAUUAUACUAUCACACGGUAAGAAAAGGAAAAGAAAAAGAUGAUUAUUGGUACGGUGUUCUAGUGAUGCGUAGCUUGCAUCGCUGAUUUACCGUGUCCUUUGCUAAUUCCCAUUGUUUGUGAUGAUCUGGUUAACUGAAAAGGCUACUGAAUCAAGAGAAAUCAAAUAGUAGUAGUAGUAGUAGUGUGUGUUGCCAAGUCAAAUGCAAAGUUGUCGGUACAAAGCUCAUGUAAAAUUUCUGUGCAAGAAUUGUGUUCAUAAGGAAAAACACGUGCUUGUUCCUAUAUGAGACUCUACAACAAUUUCUUACA